AUGGAAGCAGUACUGGCAUCCCGCCAUUUAUCCACACCGUUCUCUCACAAUCGAACCACCACCACCUCCUCCUCUUCUAUCAAACCUUCCUCUUCCCUUUAUUUCCGUAAUUCCUUCGCGAAAGAGAUAUGGGGUUUGGUUCAGUCCAAGAACGUAACUUCCAGAAGAACGGACAUGAUUCGUCCAGUUGUGGUCAGGGCUGAAAUGUUCGGACAGUUAACCUCUGGUCUUGAAUCUGCCUGGAACAAGCUCAAAGGAGAAGAGGUUUUGACUAAAGAGAAUAUUGCGGAGCCUAUGCGAGAUAUUAGGAGAGCUCUUUUAGAAGCCGAUGUUAGUCUUCCUGUUGUAAGAAGGUUUGUGCAAUCUGUUACUGAUCAAGCUGUGGGUGUUGAAGUCACUCGAGGAGUCAAACCCGAUCAACAAUUGGUUAAGAUUGUUCAUGAUGAACUUGUGGAUUUGAUGGGUGGAGAGGUCUCUGAACUAACUUUUGCCAAAUCUGGGCCCACUGUCAUUUUAUUGGCUGGACUCCAGGGAGUUGGGAAGACAACUGUGUGUGCAAAGUUGGCAACUUAUCUCAAGAAACAGGGGAAGAGUUGCAUGCUUGUUGCUGGGGAUGUUUACAGACCUGCUGCUAUUGACCAGCUGACUAUUUUGGGCAAGCAGGUGGAUGUGCCUGUUUAUACAGCAGGUACCGAUGUUAAGCCUUCAGUGAUUGCUAAACAAGGUUUCGUAGAGGCCAAAAAGAAGAAAAUUGAUGUGGUUAUUGUUGACACUGCUGGUAGGCUGCAGAUAGACAAAGCAAUGAUGGACGAGUUAAAAGAAGUGAAACGGGCACUGAAUCCAACGGAAGUCUUGUUAGUUGUGGAUGCUAUGACAGGGCAAGAAGCAGCAGCUCUGGUGACUACUUUCAAUCUUGAGAUUGGAAUAACUGGUGCCAUCUUGACAAAGCUGGAUGGUGAUUCAAGAGGUGGAGCAGCUUUGAGUGUCAAAGAGGUAUCUGGAAAACCAAUUAAGCUGGUAGGACGUGGAGAACGCAUGGAAGAUCUUGAACCUUUUUACCCCGACCGAAUGGCAGGACGUAUACUAGGAAUGGGAGAUGUUCUUUCAUUUGUGGAAAAGGCACAAGAAGUUAUGCUUCAAGAAGAUGCUGAAGAGAUGCAAAAGAAGAUCAUGAGUGCAAAGUUUGACUUUAAUGAUCUUCUAAAGCAAACUCGUUCUAUUGCUCAAAUGGGUUCUGUGUCUCGAGUCAUUGGGAUGAUUCCUGGUAUGACAAAGGUUACUCCUGCUCAAAUUCGAGAAGCAGAGAAGAAUUUGCAGUUUAUGGAAGUGAUAAUAGAAGCAAUGUCACCAGAGGAAAGGGAAAAGCCAGAACUGUUAGCACAAUCCUCUGCCAGGAGGAAAAGAGUUGCUCAGGAAUCAAGGAAGUCAGAGCAGCAGGUAAGCCAACUCGUAGCUCAACUAUUUCAAAUGCGUGUUCAGAUGAAGAAGCUAAUGGGUGUAAUGGAAGGUGGAUCAAUGCCAACACUUAGUAAUCUUGAGGAAGCACUUAAAACAGAGGAAAAGGUUCCACCCGGCACUGCUAGGAGGAGAAAGAAAGCAGAUUCAAGAAAGCUAUUUGCAAAGUCAACUUUGAGGCCAGCUCCUCCCGGAUUUGGGAGCAAAAACUGA
This is a messenger RNA of Lathyrus sativus (Indian pea), 1668 nucleotides long. The record is from the annotation of a GenBank genome assembly. Lineage: Eukaryota; Viridiplantae; Streptophyta; Magnoliopsida; Fabales; Fabaceae.